Messenger RNA from Protobothrops mucrosquamatus (brown spotted pit viper), 906 nucleotides. RefSeq names its product SEC11 homolog C, signal peptidase complex subunit (gene SEC11C). The record is from RefSeq and is a predicted model, not a curated record. Gene Ontology annotation, cellular component: membrane; signal peptidase complex. The transcript is spliced from 7 exons. The coding region runs from base 178 to 711 and encodes 177 amino acids. NCBI's taxonomy places the organism in Eukaryota, Metazoa, Chordata, Lepidosauria, Squamata, Viperidae. Gene Ontology annotation, molecular function: serine-type endopeptidase activity.
AUGGGAAUGGGCUUGGAGAGGCGGAAGGCGGCAAGUGCAACCUCCGGGGCUCUGCCGCCCUCUUGACCGCGGCUGGCUGGAUCAGGAGGCGGGAAGCGGGGCUGGCGCCGUCUUGGGCUGCUAGGGGACGAGUAGAAGUUCAGGCGUAGUUUGCCUUCCCUUGUUGCAGCUCUCAAAAUGGAUAUUUUUGGAGACCUGCGGCGAAUGAACAAGCGCCAGCUCUAUUACCAAGUUUUAAAUUUUGCCAUGAUCGUGUCUUCAGCCCUAAUGAUAUGGAAAGGCCUUAUUGUUAUCACCGGGAGUGAGAGUCCAAUUGUAGUAGUGCUCAGUGGUAGUAUGGAACCAGCCUUCCAUAGAGGAGACCUCUUGUUCUUGACAAAUUUCCGAGAUGACCCCAUCAGGGCCGGAGAAAUAGUCGUUUUCAAAGUCGAAGGAAGAGAUAUUCCAAUUGUGCACAGAGUGAUUAAAGUUCACGAAAAAGAAAAUGGCAACAUCAAAUUUUUGACCAAGGGCGAUAAUAAUGAAGUUGAUGACAGAGGUUUGUACAAAGAAGGACAGAACUGGCUAGAAAAGAAAGAUGUCGUAGGCAGAGCCCGAGGGUUUUUGCCGUAUGUUGGAAUGGUGACCAUAAUCAUGAACGAUUAUCCAAAAUUUAAGUAUGCUCUCUUAGCUGUCAUGGGAGCAUAUGUACUUCUGAAACGGGAAUCAUAAAAGAAACUGGAAUUGCCUCGGACAACUUAUCAGCAUAGUUAUAUGAAGAGAUACUAAUAUAUUUGAAACAUCCCCUUGUCUGCAGAUAAUAUGUGACAUGUGCAAACCAUAUUGUAUUUGUUUUGUUCCUCUUCAUGUUGCAGUCUUAACUGUGGGCAGCCCAAUUGCCUUCAUUGAGUCACACUGAUAUUUUUU